AUGGAAGGUUUCGAAUUAGAAGGCAUGGGAGAUUAUAGUAAUGAAAUUAUUGAUGAAAACAUAAACAUUCAAGAAAUUAUAGAAAUUAGUGAUUCAGAAUCAAUUGAAAUUGAUAUAAAAAAUGAAUACUCGAAUUCAGAACAUGGAUAA
Messenger RNA from Racocetra fulgida, 150 nucleotides. Lineage: Eukaryota; Fungi; Glomeromycota; Glomeromycetes; Diversisporales; Gigasporaceae. The record is from the annotation of a GenBank genome assembly.